AAAAAAAGGGAGAAAUUAGUCUCUGCAGCGUAGGUUAGGCUAUAGAGUAGACCUAACACAAUCCAUUACAGCCUACUUUGUUCAUAAAUCCUUGCCCCAUUUCCUUUCAGGCAUGUGAUUGCCAUAGAUCCCUAACAAAAAGGCUUAAACCCACUUAAUUAGUCUUUUCCGCAUACGAAAGUAUAACCCUUUAACCGGUAAUUGAGUACCCAACAACAGCAACGCCCUUGCCUCCAUCUGCUUCUCAUAAUUCAUUGCACAAAAUUAUUGUCCACCUCUUUCUCUUUGCUGGGAGUUGGGACUUCAAUCCUUGGGUCACUUCAACCGAGUACUUUCAUCGAAUACGCGCAAAGGAACAACGAUACGGUCAGUUUUAGAUAGACAAAGAGCAAUGUCUCUGAGACCCAGUUCGCGUACUGAGGCACGAAAGAAAUCCUACAAGAGUGGUGUCGAUGGGGACGAAGCUCGCCGAAGGAGAGAGGACAAUUUGGUUGAGAUUAGGAAGAGUAAGAGAGAGGAUAGUCUUCUUAAGAAAAGGAGAGAAGGGCUUCUUCUUCAAUCUCAGAAUUUAAGUGAGCUUUCGCAAGCCAACGCUGGGAUCGAGAAAAAGUUGGAAAAGCUUCCUGUAAUGGUACAAGGAGUGUUGUCGGACAAUCCUACCUUGCAGUUGGAAGCAACCACUCAAUUCAGAAAGCUACUGUCAAUUGAACGCUGUCCUCCCAUCGAUGAGGUAAUAAAAGUAGGUGUUGUUCCUCGCUUUGUGGAGUUCCUGGAUAGGCACGAUCUGCCUCAGCUGCAAUUUGAGGCGGCUUGGGCAUUGACAAAUAUUGUGUCUGGGACAUCAGAACAUACAAGGGUUGUUAUCGAUCAUGGUGCUCUUCCAAAAUUUGUGCAACUUCUUGGAUCUGCAAAUGAUGAUGUCCGAGAACAGGCAGUGUGGGCAUUGGGUAAUGUUGCUGGCGACUCUCCUAGUUGUAGGGAUCUUGUUCUUAGUCAUGGUGCGCUAAUGUCACUACUUGCACAAUUCAAUGAGCACUCAAAACUAUCAAUGCUAAGAAAUGCUACUUGGACUUUAUCAAACUUUUGCCGUGGAAAGCCACCAGCUCCAUUUGAGCAGGUUAAGCCAGCAUUGCCAGCCCUUCAGCACCUUAUCUACUCAACUGAUAAUGAAGUGUUAACUGAUGCCUGCUGGGCACUUUCUUAUCUUUCCGAUGGCACGAAUGACAAAAUUCAGGCUGUGAUUGAAGCAGGUGUUUCCCCACGACUUGUGGAGCUUCUACUUCAUGAAUCAACAGCAGUUCUUGUACCCGCUUUAAGAGCUAUAGGAAACAUUGUCACAGGUGAUGAUGCUCAGACUCAGUGUAUAAUUGACAAUCAAGGGCUCCCUUGUCUCUACCAACUUCUUACACAAAACUACAAAAAGAGCAUUAAGAAAGAAGCCUGCUGGACAAUUUCAAAUAUUACUGCUGGCAAUAGAAAUCAAAUACAGGCUGUAAUUGAAGCAAAUAUCAUUGCUCCUCUUGUACAUCUGCUACAACAUGCAGAAUUUGAAGUCAAGAAGGAGGCAUCAUGGGCAAUUUCAAAUGCCACUUCUGGGGGAUCACGAGAACAGAUUCAACACCUGGUGAGCCAAGGUUGUGUUAAGCCGCUUUGUGAUCUUCUGGUUUGUCCUGAUCCAAGAAUUGUGACAGUGUGCCUUGAGGGUCUAGAGAAUAUUCUGAAGAUUGGGGAGAUUGAGAAGGAAUCAGGCAACACCACAAUCAAUAUUUACGCACAGAUAAUAGAUGACUGUGAUGGAUUAGAUAAAAUUGAGAAUCUGCAGAGCCACGACAACCAUGAGAUUUAUGAAAAGGCUGUGAAGAUUUUGGAAAGGUAUUGGAUCGAAGAGGAGGAAGACCAGAAUUUUGUAGAUGGUGUUGAUGGAGAAACGAGCUUUGGGACGAACCAGCCUAGCCUUCCCACGGGAGGAUUCAAAUUUAGCUGAAUUUGUUGCAAUACAUGUGUUUUUCAGCUUUUGCCUCCUAUUGUGUCAUCAAUAGUGUAAUAAUUGUGUGCCUCUUAUCUUAUUAUAAUGUUGGUUGAAACUGGACAUUUUCUUAUGGAUGAGUAGCCUUUCUAGCA
Molecule: messenger RNA, 2121 nt
Organism: Hevea brasiliensis (rubber tree)
Lineage: Eukaryota; Viridiplantae; Streptophyta; Magnoliopsida; Malpighiales; Euphorbiaceae
Product: importin subunit alpha-4
Exons: 10
Coding region: 392-1984 (530 amino acids)
Biological process (GO): NLS-bearing protein import into nucleus
Cellular component (GO): cytoplasm; nucleus
Molecular function (GO): protein binding; nuclear import signal receptor activity
Source: RefSeq, a predicted model, not a curated record